UCUAGGACCCUGGAGAGCCUGGACUAUUCAGCUCUGUACAAAUACGAUCCACCUGCACGCGUGAGCCUCAAACACGCCGCUGGCCUCUUUCACCAUCUCCAGCAGCCUCCUCCUGGUCGCCCAGGACGGGGUGGGAGGGGGGCUUUCAGGGUAGGUGGACGCUGCUGGCUGCAUCAGAAGGUCCCCGUUAUCGGGGCGUUGGCUGGGAGCGUUUGGAGGUUCAGGGCCGGAUCCUCAGGGGGUGUAAAUCGCCGGUAGUCAGCCAACUUGGAAGGAGCUAGUUUACGCCAGCUGUCCCUCAGGCUGAAGCUGGUUUGGAAGAUCCAGGAAUAGAACCCAGGAGUCCGGCCCCCCGGUCCCCUGAAGCUCUGCUGGGGGUGGGUUUUAUUCCCCUCUCGAGAUGGGAUGCGCUCUGUCGGGUUCCGGGAUCGCCCCGGGGAAAACCAUUCCAGAGUCUAAGCGGCGCCCGUCGGUGGAAAGCCAAGCGGCGUCGAAAACGGGACCGGAGCACGGCGGCGACGGGCCGGGGGCAGUUCCCUUUCCGCUGGUGGACGCGCAGAAGGAGCGGAUCCAGGAGUCCUGGCGGAUCCUGCACGACAAUAUCGCCCGGGUCGGCAUCAUCGUCUUUAUCAGGUUAUUCGAGACCCACCCCGAGUGCAAAGAUGUCUUCUUCCUCUUCCGGGACAUCGAGGACCUGCAGCAGCUCAAGAUGAACAAGGAGCUGCGAGCCCAUGGCCUGAGGGUGAUGUCCUUCAUCGAGAAAAGCGUGGCCCGGCUGGACCAAGAGGACAAGCUGGAACAGCUGGCCUUUGAGCUUGGCAGGAGUCACUAUAGAUACAAUGCCCCUCCCAAGUACUAUGAGUACGUGGGCAUCCAGUUCAUCAGCACGGUGCAGCCCAUCCUCAAGGAGCGCUGGACGCCGGAAGUGGAGGAGGCCUGGCAGAGUCUGUUCAAGUACCUGACGGCCGCGAUGAAACGGGGGUACUACAAGGAAGAGGAGAAAUCGGGCAGCAUCCAAUCCCUGGCCUUGAGGAAACCCGGGACUGGAUCCAUCCUGAACAGAAUAUAGGAUCGAGAGCGGGCGGUGCCGCGGUUGGCUUGGCUUGCUGUGAUAUUCCCAUAGGAUCUCUCCAUCCCCCCUGUGCACAAGGAACUGCCCUUGCUUGUGACUUUCACUGGCUGUGAUUCCAGCUGACCGGAGCACAGAAGCUGGAUUUUUGCUGCUGGUCAGAGGCCCCAUCUGUGCAGCCGGGGUCCCCAUGGGGUCGCUGCAGCAGGUAGAGGCAGUAAACUAUCGCUGAACCCCCUCUACUUUGGGCAUAGGCAGUUCUGGGUGGGCUUCCUGGAAGAGAAAAGAGGCUGAGAACAGGAGUGGGCUUUAGAGACUGGCGUGAGGGCCUUGAUUUCAAUAUAUGGACUGUUAUCCAUCCGGCCCAUCUAGCAGCGGCGGGGAAGGAGUUAAACAUCCCCCGCGUGUGCAGCGCGGCGGUGUUAAAGGUGACUCGCAAAGGGAAAUGAAAUUGGGGUGUGGGCCCUCCCCCCGUUCUGCUUCUUUCCAAUGGAUCAAGACACCCAGAGAAAUUAAACUUGGUCCGCCCCAGCCUUCUUGCGAGCUGGUAACAGUCUGCUACCGCUGCCAGCUCCGGGAGCGACUCUGUUAGCUUGAGUGGUGGAGGCCCGUGCUAGGCAUAAGACCAGUGAGACGAGGUAGAGACAGCUGUACAAGGGGAGUACAAGGAAAGAAUGAGACAAUCUGGUCAGGUUCAAACCUGGUUGAUGGCCCUGUGCUGGGUGCCGGUAUAAAACUGAUGCUGGAGGAGGGCCAUGAAAUCACGUGGACCUCAGAGACGGGGGCAAUAGGACAGAAGUAGCCUUACCUUGUGGUUAAAGCAUUGGUGGGGGAUGCAGGAGAUCAAGGGUCACUCCCCACCUCCGCUACAGCUUCCCUGUGUGACCUUUGGCAAGUUACAUCAUCUUUCUAGGCCUGGGUCCCCCUCGAUCUGUACAAUAACUGUGCCUUUGUCCAGUUAGACUGGAAGCUGUCUGGAGCAGGGGCAGUCUCCCAGGGGGCCCUGAUCUCAGUUUGUAGUGGCAAUAAAGCGAGCUUUUACAGGAGAAAUGUUGACCUGGCAACCUACCCUGCAGGACUCGAUGGAGAACUAGCCCUGGGGCUGGUCUAGGCGCAAAAAUGGCACCAAUUUAACUAAACCCCCCGCCCCCAAAAUUCAAAGCCAACUUAGUUAAAUGAGUGCAAACCCACCUCAGUGAUUAUUUAUUAUUUCAUAGAAUCAUAGAAUAUCAGGGUUGGAAGGGACCUCAGGAGGUAUCUAGUCCAACCCCCUGCUCAAAGCAGGACCAAUCCCCAAUUUUUGCCCCCAAUCCCUAAAUGGCCCCCUCAAGGAUUGAACUCACAACCCUGGGUUUAGCAGACCAAUGCUCAAACCACUGAGCUAUCCCUCCCUCCAUUUGUACUAUGGAAGGCCCUAGGAGCCCUAGCCAUGGACCAGGCCCCCACUGUGCCAGGCGCUGUACAUCUUUAUUGCUAUUGCAUGUAUUACGGUCGCGCCUUGGAGCCCCAGUUAAUUGGGUUCCCCGGGGUAUUAUGGGCUUACCCUCCCUUUUUCGCCGUCAUCCCUCCAACUCUCUUGCGAUGCCCUUAAAUAAAGCAGCAACUUCCGUGUUUGCGGGCAGACGUUUUGAUUUCUGCCCCUGCCGUCUGAGAGCAACUCCUGUCAGUUUCUCACGGCAGCAUCCAGGGCUGGUGCUAAUUCUCCUGCUUUGGGCCAGGUUCUUCCCUUCUGCCAGCGAUCAUCCUUGAUUAACAACCCCCGCCCCCCACAUCUGUCCUGGCCUCUAGGCCACCGCCAAGCAAGCAAUAUUCAGCUCCUGCUUUUUGCCCAGCCUCGGCCACGUGGCCACGUCUCCCCUCGUCCUGCGAUGAAACCUGGAACGUUCUGCAGUUUUGAUGCCUUGUGCGCCCGCCUUCCCAGCGUUUCCCUCCUGCUUUCUGAGCUGGUGACAAACUUCUGGAGGUUUGAUUGCCGGGAAAACGGCUUCUCUGCCCAAAUCUCAUUUGCAAGGCAAUAGCCGAUGGAAUGGUUGCUGCUAAUCCUCGUUUUCUGCAGGAAGCGCCUCGAUUUCCCCCUCAGGCGUGCUCCUUGCAGUUUGCCUCAUCCCUGGUUUUGCAAAUUGCGAGGGAAAAUACGUCCACUCAGGGGCCUGAAGGCUGGGAAUGGGCUGCGUCACUUCCCUGCAUCACAAGAGAGCGUGCACGCUGGCCGAGUGGCUGGAAGCUCCCUUGGACUCUCGCCAAGGUUUUACAGGGAGGUUGCAGGGGAGCCAGAAAAGGGAUGCAGGAUUCCCAUAUCCUAGGGUCAUGCCUUAACCUAACCUCUAGAGGGUGCCGGAAGGAAGGGGAGGGGGGGAAGGGUAGAGCAUGGCUCCAGCCCAUAAUACUCUGGGCAACCUAGUUAACCCUAUCACGACCGCUUUGCUACAGCGUAAGCGUAUUUAUACUGAAGUAGCUGGGUCCCCGCUGAUCCACUUGAAUUGGCUCGGGAUCGCUAAAGCAGGCCGCCUUUCUCUACAGACCAGGCCUGAGACAGACAGAAGAGGGCACAGAUCCAGUCUUGUCUAUUCCUGGGCAGGUCGCCUUUCAGCGCUCCCUCUGGUCUGCACCAGGGCCUUUCUUUCUUUCUUUCUUUCUUUUUUUCUGCUGCUGUCUUGCGGACCUGGGUUCUCCAUGGCCCCCAAACAGCGGCUUUCUCAACAGCCGUCGCAGGGAUCGCGAAAAAAGUUGAGGGCUGAAGCAUUCAGCGUGUCGGGACACUCCGUGCUGAGCUCCCAAAUCUUCCAAAAGGGGCUGCUGAUUUUGAAUGACUGGGGGCACGGCCCAGGACUCCUGGGUUCUAGUCCCAGCUCUGGGAGGAAGUGUCAUGCAGCGGUUAGAGCCGGGCGAUUGGGUGUCAGGACUCCUGGGUUCUAGUCCCAGCUCUGGGAGGGAGUGUGAUGUAGUGGUUAGAGUGGGGGAAGCUGCAGGGUGGGGCUUCUGGGUGCUAUUUUUGGCUAUGGGAGAGGAGUGGUGCCUAGUAGUUAAAGGACGGGGGAAUGGGUGUCAGGAAUCCUGGGUUCUGUUCCUGGCUCUGGGAAGAAGGAAGUAAUCUAGUGGUUAAAGCAGGGGAAUUUAUAGAUUCCAAGGCCAAAAGUGCCCAUUGUGAUCAUCUAGUCUGACCUUUAUAACACAGGGCAGAGAAUGGCCCCAAAACGCUUCCCAGAGCAGAGCAAAACAUCCCAGCUUGAUUUUAAACGUGCCCGUGCCGGAGAAUCCACCAGGCUCCAGUGAGUAAUUACUCUCACCGCUAACAUUGGGCAGCCUGGACUCCUGGGUCCCAUGCUGGGUUGGUUAAAGCCAAGGGGAGCUGAGAGUGCUUAAGGCUUCUGAAAAUCUAGCCCAGGUUGGGCACCCAAAAUGAGUGGCCAGGUUUACUAAACUGUCGGGUGGAUUCUAGGCGCCUAAUCCCCUGUGUUAGCCCCGUGACUGCUGUCCCGAUGAUCCGAGCCUUCUUCCUAUACACACCCCUCAGCUGCGUAGCUCUGCCUACAGUGACAUGACACGGUUAAAUAAACCCACA
Messenger RNA from Caretta caretta (loggerhead turtle), 4631 nucleotides. Its product is annotated as cytoglobin-1-like. Lineage: Eukaryota; Metazoa; Chordata; Testudines; Cheloniidae. Gene Ontology annotation, molecular function: oxygen binding; heme binding. The record is from RefSeq and is a predicted model, not a curated record.